This is a messenger RNA of Dentiscutata heterogama, 132 nucleotides long. The record is from the annotation of a GenBank genome assembly. NCBI's taxonomy places the organism in Eukaryota, Fungi, Glomeromycota, Glomeromycetes, Diversisporales, Gigasporaceae.
AUGGAAGGACGAAGUAAGCACAUACUAAUACCUAUGAAAGUAACAGAAAUAAUGAAGAGUAAAAAAGAAAAAGUAAAAAAAGCAGAAGUAAUAAACAGAGAUUCUGAACAAGCCUCAUUAUUCACAGAUCCU